Folsomia candida is the source of this 750-nucleotide messenger RNA. RefSeq lists its product as uncharacterized. NCBI's taxonomy places the organism in Eukaryota, Metazoa, Arthropoda, Collembola, Entomobryomorpha, Isotomidae. The record is from RefSeq and is a predicted model, not a curated record. Bases 1 to 750 code for a protein of 249 amino acids. The transcript has a single exon.
AUGCUCGGAAAAGCCAUGCUGACUUACGACGAGCUUCGCACAUGUCUAUCUACUGUGCAAGCAACAAUCAAUGAUCGCCCCCUGACAACAAUAACUGAGGACGGCGAAGAUCUCAUCCCAUUAACACCUGCAAUGUUUCUGCAUCCAACAAGGCAUUCUCAUUUCCCCGAGGGUCAAGUAAUUGGAGCAGAUGAACUACGGGGAACAUACAGAAGGAUGAGAGUAAUUCAGACCAAGCUGCAAUCUCGAUUCAGGACAGAAUAUCUGGCCCAUCUAAUCCAAAAGGGAAAAGAAAAAGGAUCUCGUCCACUUCAAGUCGGAGACAUCGUCAUGAUUGGAGCGGACAACGUGAAGAGGUUCCAAUGGCCAAUGGGUCGUGUGCUAGAGUUGAUUCCUGGACGUGAUGGAAAAGUGAGGGUGGUGAAAGCUCAAACUCCACAUGACUACGGACUAGUGAGAGGGAGCAACGGAACAUAUAUCCUCAAGACUGUGAAGAAAGGUCGCAUUCUGACGCGUCCUUUACAACGAGUAUAUCCUUUGGAAAUCUCGGGUAAAGAAGAAAUACCAGUUUCCGAAGAAGUGAGAAAACUUGCUGUUCAAAUCCAUGAUGAGAGGACAGCAACAGAUAUGCAAGACGAAUUGGCGACGGAGGAUGAUCGUCAAAAGGAAGUCAAGACGAAACGAGGGAGAAACCUGAAACCUGUCGCCAGAUAUGGACAAUGGAUUUCUCAUUUGUCGUUACAAGUUUAA